AUGAGGAUCCAAUGGAUUUUUAACUCUCUUAAAGCUGCCUGGUGGGGUGGUUGGUGGGAGCGGAUAGUUCAGAUGAUUAAGAAUCUUUUAAGAAGAUUACUAGGAAAAGCCUCCUUAAAAUAUGAGGAAAUGUACACUGUUUUGUAUGAUACGGAAGUGGUCAUCAAUUGUCGACCCUUAACGUACUUAUUCGAAGAUGCACAAGAUUUAAUGCCGUUAACACCUUCCAUGCUUCUUCAAGAUAAUAAGACAAUAAGAGUACCAGACUUAGAUAACUUGGACAAUAUUAAUUUGACCAAAAGAUACCGGCAUCAACAAAAGCUAUGGCAAGAGUUAAGAAGAAGAAUUAGGAAAGAAUAUUUAGGUCUUUUAAUUCAGCAGAAUAUCAAUAAGAACAGUCUGAAACAGAUAAGUGUCGGUGAAGUUGUUCUGGUUGGAUGUGAUAAUAAAAAACGAAUAUUCUGGCCUUUGGUUAUAGUCACGGAGCUCUUUCCUGGAAAGAACAAUCAUGUGAGAGUAGUGAAAGUACAAACAGAAGUAGGAGAACUCAUACGCCCUGUCCAACGGUUAUACCCUUUCGAGAUUACUAAUCUGAACAUUUUACUUAGAGCUAAAGAACUUGAACGAAAUUUCGAGCCAACUGUUUCUCAUAAAGUCAAACCUUCUCGUUAUAAGUGA
Stegodyphus dumicola is the source of this 678-nucleotide messenger RNA. RefSeq lists its product as uncharacterized. Lineage: Eukaryota; Metazoa; Arthropoda; Arachnida; Araneae; Eresidae. The record is from RefSeq and is a predicted model, not a curated record.